CGUUCACGACAACUAAGGAGCAGUUGGAGGAAGUGUUUAGUGAAGUUGGACCCGUCAAGAAGAGUUUUGUUGUCACAGAGAAAGGUGUGAAAGAGAAAUGCAGAGGAUUUGGAUACGUCACUUUUGCCCUAAGAGAGGAUGCAGAGAGGGCCAUGAAGACAAAACUCUCGCUCGGCAAAAGAAAGCUCUUCCUGUCCUACUCCAGGAAGAAAGCACCCAGAAAGAAGGAGAAGGCAACAGCAGAGCAGGAUGAGGAAGACAAAGUUGAUAAAUCCCCACCGGAGAGAAGACUGGGUUCGGCUAAGCUUGAUAGGAAACAGGGGACUGUCAAAGGAGAGGCCAAAGACAAAGAGGGUCGACUGAUCAUAAGAAACCUUGCUUUCAGUUGUUCAGAGGAGAGGUUAGCCAAAGCCUUUGCCCGGUUUGGAGACAUUACGGAGGUUCACAUACCCAGCGACCCUACGGAUCCUAGCAAAGUCCGAGGCUACGGCUUCGUCCAGUUUGACAGCCUGGACUCUGCUUCCAAAGCAGUGAAGGAGAUGAACGCUAAAAAGAUCAUGGGGAGGCCGAUCGCUGUGGAUUGGUCACUGUCCAGGGACAGAUACUUGGCAGCAGCAAAGACCGUCCCCGCAGGAAAACAAAAGCCUAAAGAUACAGAUGAAGAGGAAAAAAGUGAUGAUGAAGAAGAUGACGAAAGUGAUGAUGAAUCUGGAGUAGAGUCUUCAUCAGAGGUUGAGGAAACGAGAGAUGAUGACGAAGAUGAUUCUGAUGAUUCACCUGAUUCAGACGAUGAUGAUGAUGAGGAAGAAAUGGAAGAAGACACUAGCAGUGAAGAUGAGGGCAUGGCAUCCAAUGAAGAUGGCAAAAGAAAAAGAACUCACAAAAACACAGAGCAAGAAUCAAACAUUGCAAAACGGAAGAAACUCUCAAAUGACGUUGGUGAAGGAAGAACAGUCUUUAUAAGGAACAUUUUGUUUGAGACCACAGAAGAAGAGAUACACGAAUUCUUCUCUGAGUUUGGUCAGAUAAUGUACUGCAAGCUAGUGGUGGACAAAGCAACGGAGCACUCCAAAGGAACAGCUUUUGUACAGUUUGCUACAACGGAGAAUGCAGAACGAUGUUUAGAGAAGGCUAGUAAGGAGGGUGACGAAGGCUUAGUUCUUGGAGGCAGGCAACUUCUAGUCUCGUUGGCGCUACCCAGGGAGCAGGCAUCCAAACUCAGAGAAGUUAAGAAGGAGAAACAGAAGAUCUUGAAGAAAGACAAGAGGAAUAUGUAUCUCCUACAAGAGGGAUUCAUCAGACCAGGAACCAGUGCAGCGCAAGGCAUGACCGACGCAGACAUCGCCAAGAGGACCAAACUGGAAUCUGUCAAACGUUUGAAACUCAAGAAUAUAAACAUCUUCGUCUCGCCGACGCGGUUAGCGAUCCACAACCUGCCCAAAGCAGUAGAUGGCAAGAAGCUGAAUCAAGCAUUACUGAUAGCUGCCGGAGACAAGAAGGCUAAAGUCAUCGAGUCUCGGGUCAUGGUUGAUAUGAAGAGCCCCAAUGCCGAGGGUCGAGGUAAAUCACUUGGGUUUGCGUUUGCCGAGUUCACGAAACACGAGCAUGCACUGGCAGCCCUCAGAAAGAUGAACAACAGCACCGAGUUCUUUGGAGGAUCCAAGAGGCCCAUCGUUGGAUUCUCACUGGAGAACCGUCAAGCUCUGGAAGCCAAGCAGCGAAGAAAAGAGCGAUCAUUACUCAAGACAAGACAGAUUCAGAGCAUGCAGAAACCUAAGGACAACAAAUCCAAGCAGAAGGACGGUGAAAGCCAACAACCGACUCCAAAAUCCAAACCUCAACCCAAGACUAAGAAGGGCGUGUUGCCUCCCCCUCCCUCCACCAAACUUGAAAAACGGAUGCAGUCAAAGAGCAAAAUGACUGUCCAUGUAGGAGCCAAGAAGAGAUGGCGGGAUCGGGGGAAAGAACAGGAGGCACAGAAGGAGAAACGAAAGAUGAGAAGGAGGCAACUCCUUGGGGAGGUGGGGAGGAAACAGAGGGAGUCGGCCAAGCCAAGAGCCAAGAAACUCCAAGCAGAGGAUGGGACGCAGAAAUCCAGGAGGCAGAAGGGCAGCUCAGAAGAUGCCAAGUUUGACAAACUUGUCGCAAACUACAAACAAAAAUUGUUCAGUCGUGAGACAGCCGGCCAGACGCUAAAAAAAUCCAAAUGGUUCGAUGAAAGUUGAAAGGUUAGGAUCCAUUAUUCUUCUCUUUUUUAUCAAACCCUGAGCAUCAAAAGUGAGCACUUUAUAUUGAAUCCUGUUUUUUUAAUAACAAAUUCCUACUUAUUUAGAAGUUGAAUUCUUUAUAAAUUUCACAAAAUGGUUACAAUGGUGUUUUUGUUUUGUUUUUUUUGUUUUGUUUUUGUAAUAGUCAGUGGCAUAAAAACAAUUAUUUUGUGCGAGUCAAAACUUCAUUGUUUGGAGGAUAACUCAAGUUAAAACUUUUUUACAGACUUAAAACUUGGCACAUACGUUGGUUUUGAGGUCCCUCAGUAGCCUAUUGGUGUUGGGUUCCAUAGGUCAAAGGUCAAGGUAAUGGCUAAAAGUCUUCAAAGUUUUCAAAGUUUUGUUAUCAACUUCAAACUUUGUUGUUUUGAGGUCCGGUUGAUUGGUGUAGAUGUCUGUUUUAUAUAAGAUGGCAAGAACACAUUUGAUUUGUCCUUGAUUUUUGUCAUUUUGGGUUCAUAGUGGAGAUGCUUAAAGCAAACGUACUCAAACCUCAUUGUAAAAUGGUUUAUAUUAAAUGACCAUAUAUUGUGUUUUUCUGUAAUGUAAUAUUACCCUGAAAAUGUAAGACUGGGUAAAGUUGAAUUCCUUAAAUAAUUUUAAUAAUGAUUGUUUGUUUGUUUAAAGAUGAAUUCCCUGCGCUUUUUGAAACAGGAACAAAUGCUCCCAUUUUAAGAGGGUUGUAAGAACCCAAAAUUGCAAAAAAUAUAUAUUUCUUUUUGUCACAACAAAAUACCAAUAUACAAAUUGAGAAUUAAUUUCUUUUAAGAGUACGGCCAUGCAUCUUUAAGGACCAGGUUGUGCUUGAAAUAAUCUCUCUAUGUGCUCCAAAUACAAAGUUAAUUUUUGUAAUGUACAUGUACAUGUUGUAGCAGAUAUGCCAUAUUAUUUCAUGUAAUUAUAGCAACAAUGUGUACGAACUUGGUGUAUUUCAGUAUUGUAAAUGCAGAAAGAGUAGCCAUUGUAUCUGUAAAUACUUUAAUAUUCCACGUAUAAUUCGUAUUCGUUAAAUUCCAUAAUUAUCAGUUAAUUCAAUUUGUCCCAUUUUCAACUUGGAUUUUAAGUAAAAUCUUUGUAAUAAUGUAACUAUGUACUUUGAUGUGCAUGUGCUGCUGCUUUGAAAUUCAAUGCAGAAAUAAAUUCCUAAAACCUUGGUAUUGCAAUUUAA
This is a messenger RNA of Patiria miniata (bat star), 3435 nucleotides long. RefSeq names its product RNA-binding protein 28-like (gene rbm28). The transcript is spliced from 15 exons. The coding region runs from base 153 to 2225 and encodes 690 amino acids. Gene Ontology annotation, molecular function: RNA binding. NCBI's taxonomy places the organism in Eukaryota, Metazoa, Echinodermata, Asteroidea, Valvatida, Asterinidae. The record is from RefSeq and is a predicted model, not a curated record.